UACAAGCCCAUUUAAAGGCGAGAUGAGUAAGGGACUAGUUCUUCUCAAAGAAAGCAAUUUACUAAUUGAAACAGCAUUCAACUCUAGAGCGAGAAAGAGAGGAAAGAGAGAGAGAGAGAUAGCGCUUCACCGAGACAGCCAUGGGGAAUGAAUCAUAUCCAAUGAAGGGAGGAGAUGGAACUUUCAGCUACACCAAAAACUCUAGCUUCCAGAAAGCAGCGUCAAGUGUAGCACAAGGUCUAAUUUGCUCCGCGAUCACCGAUAAAUUCGAUGCCCAGAAAUUUCUAAUGUCAACCACUUCCACAGCACCAGCAUCAGCAACCUCGACAAUAUGUAUAGCUGACUUGGGCUGCUCGGUGGGUCCAAAUACAUUCACAGCAAUGCAAAAUGUCAUAGACACCAUUGAGGCCAAAUCAAAAAUUCAUUCCCAAAGCCCACAAUUUCAAGUGUUUUUCAACGACCACACAGGCAACGAUUUCAACACCCUCUUCACCUCCCUGCCUUCAAACCGUGCCUACUUCUCAGCUGCUGUGCCGGGUUCCUUCUAUGGCCGUCUCUUCCCAGAUGCCUCCCUCCACUUUAUCCACUCGUCUUAUGCUCUACAAUGGUUGUCCAAGGCACCUGAGGAGUUAGUUAACAUGGAUUCUGAGGCGUGGAACGGAGGAAGAAUCCAUUACACUGGUGCACCACAGGGUGUUGUGGAUGCGUACUGUAGGCAGUUUUUUAAAGAUAUGGAGUUGUUCUUGGACGGAAGAGCAAGAGAGCUUGUAGUUGGAGGGAUGAUGGUGCUCAUUAUGCCAUGUGUUCCUGAUGAAACUGUGACUCAUUCCCAGGUUCCUGCUGGUAUCAUGUUUGAUCUCUUGGGGGCUUCCUUACUAGAUAUGGUUAAAACGGGAGUUAUUAGUCAGGGACAAGUAGACUCCUUCAACUUGCCAAUCUAUGGUGUUGCACCAAAGGAGAUGGAAGCGUUAGUAGAGAAGAACGGGCGAUUCAGUAUAGAGAAAAUGGAGUUAACUAACCCAGCUUCAGCAGUAAAAUCAACGGAGGAUAGUCUUAACACUUCAGUUUCUGGUAACGCAAUAGCUAGACACUUAAGAGCUGGAAUGGAAGGAAUUUUGUCAAAUCACUUUGGCGUCGAUAUUAUGGAUGAACUGUUUGAUAGGUUUUCCCAGAAGACUAUGGAAUUCUCUGAGAGGUUCAAUGCAUGCCAUAAGCAAGGAACUCAGUUGUUUCUAACCCUCGUCAAGCGGAAAUAAGCUUUUUUUUUUCUUUGACAGUUAGUCUCGGAACUUGAAGCUUGAAACCUUUUAAACUUUCGUUUUUAUUGAAGGGGUGGAAGUUGGAACCUUCUUGUUAGCAAUGAUCUAAGAGCAUAUCCCUUUUAUAUAUGCAUGUAGAGGUGUCAAUUCAGUUUAAUAGUUCUGUUAUGAUUAUAUCCAAACAGUUAGUUUACAACUAUUAAAAUUAUUAACAGUUUAGUUAAUAAACUUUUCAGUUUAAUUUA
Molecule: messenger RNA, 1504 nt
Organism: Beta vulgaris subsp. vulgaris (sugar beet)
Lineage: Eukaryota; Viridiplantae; Streptophyta; Magnoliopsida; Caryophyllales; Amaranthaceae
Product: loganic acid O-methyltransferase
Exons: 3
Coding region: 141-1256 (371 amino acids)
Biological process (GO): methylation
Molecular function (GO): S-adenosylmethionine-dependent methyltransferase activity
Source: RefSeq, a predicted model, not a curated record